CUGGCCUAGCUAAUAAAUGGCUGACACAAACGGCUAGCUAGCAACAGACAAGGGGGGCUGAGCAUACAUCAGUUAAAAGCGUUCCCAAACUGUCCCUUGCUAGCUCGUCUUAGCGAAACAGUUUAGGGAGAAACGUCCGAGCCUCCUCUCCCCACCCCGCCGAGCAGUCUGCAAAUCCCGUCGAAAUGUCCGCUUUCUCCGAGGCUGCCUUAGAGAAGAAACUAUCCGAGCUCAGCAACUCCCAGCAAAGUGUUCAAACGCUGUCCCUGUGGCUCAUCCAUCACAGAAAACACUCGAAGACCAUUGUCAACGUUUGGUUCAACGAACUUAGAAAAGCUCAGGUAUCAAGAAAGCUGACCUUCCUCUACUUGGCAAAUGAUGUCAUCCAGAACAGCAAGAGGAAAGGACCUGAGUUCACCCAGGACUUUGCACCAGUCAUUAUUGAUGCUUUUAAACACGUGUCCAGGGAGGGGGAGGAAGGCUGUAAGAAACAGUUGGGCCGGGUUUUGUCCAUCUGGCAGGAAAGAGCCGUGUAUGAGAACAACCUGCUGGACCAGCUCUCACAAGUUCUACAUGGAGAGAAGAAGGCCAAGAAGAGGUCAUAUGAGGAGAUCCAAUUGGAUGACGAGGACUUUGCCUCCCAGAGCUCCCCAGCAGAGCCCCCACAGACUGCAGAGUUAAUCCGAGCCCUGCAGGAACUGGAGAAUGCAGCCUCAAGCGACUCAGCGCUGCAUCAGCGCAUCUCCUCCCUGCCGGCUGAGGUGCAGGACGUGUCACUGCUCCACAGGAUCACAGAUAAGGAGUCGGGAGAACGGCUCUCCAGGCUGGUGGAGGAGGCCUGUAUGCUACUGGCAGACUACAGCGGCCGCUUGGCGGCGGAGAUCGAUGACAGGCGGCAGCUAACACGCACACUGACGGUCUUCCUGCACAGCCAGAAGGAUGGCCUGGCCCAGAACGAGCAGAAACUAGAAGAAUACAAACGCAAACUGGCGAGAGUGACCCAGGUCCGGAAGGAGUUGCGAUCUCGUCUGAACAAUCUGCCAGCAGGCCUCUACAACCCUUCAAACUGAAGGAUCACCUCUGUUAUCCCCUCCGGCAGUUGACACUUCUCUCAGCUUGUCAGUUAUUCUGACAUUUUACACUGACGGCCAUUCAUGAUUUCAGGAUCUUUGGGAGAUUACUUUCUGUAUGUCAUUAAAUUGGAGAAGUGGCUUCUCUAUACAUGAUAUAUAAGACACACUCCCCCUGCUGACUCACCCAGUUAAAUAGUAAACCAACCCAUACAUUGUAAAUUGCAUUUUCCCCUCAUCAAAGGCCUCUUGUGCUUUGGCCGAUGCCCACCUACCUUUUAUGCCCUUAACGUGGUACGGAUGAUGAUGGUGUGAUGUUAUUUUUGUAUUUAUAGUGACCUAAGAUAACACACCAGAGGCUGUACAACUGUACGCCCAGUGACUAUACCCCCCCCCCACCCUUAUGUGAUAUUUAAUAAUCCAUUACAGUUAUAUGGGUUGCUGACAACCCCUGUUUUUCUCUAGUAAGCACUGUAAAUGUGUCUGUCUUACACUUGGCUGUAGCUCAUGACGCUGGGUGUUCUACUUACAGCUGGGGUUUUUGAGUUUGGUAUUAUACAAUAUGUUGAAGGAUUUUAAAAAGAAUCUCAAGCCUAGGUUUACUUGCCUAACUUCAGUAGUUAGAAAUGAAAGCAAACCAACACAUUUGACUGUUUUACUUAAAUCCUCUGGAGGGGGGGGUGUAACAUUGCUCAUUGUAUAUAUUAUGCAGAGUUGCAUGUAAAUACUAAAAAAAAGUUGUUUUACCUGUUUGUCUUUAUGAUUUAUGCCCAUGCCAUCAUGGGUUGUGAACUGGCCAUUCAGACAAAAUACCUGAGACAUCCCUCAAGAUAGGUGAUAUCGCUGCUGUCGCCGAGAUGUCUCGUACUACACUGAGUGAAGAGCCUUGUUGUGGUCUCGUUUACUGCAACAUUAUUGCUUCGUAGUUUUUACCUCUGGUCUACUGAAUGUCGCUCAGUCGUCUCACACUGCUAGACAAGUGCCCCGCUGUUACCAAAACCAGGCUUCAUUACACCUGUGUGUUUUUGUACAUAACAAAGCAAAUUCGUAGAGCCAAUAAAAAAUACAA
Messenger RNA from Lampris incognitus (smalleye Pacific opah), 2139 nucleotides. Its product is annotated as regulation of nuclear pre-mRNA domain-containing protein 1A-like. Lineage: Eukaryota; Metazoa; Chordata; Actinopteri; Lampriformes; Lampridae. Bases 186 to 1070 code for a protein of 294 amino acids. The record is from RefSeq and is a predicted model, not a curated record. Gene Ontology annotation, molecular function: RNA polymerase II complex binding. The transcript is spliced from 7 exons. Gene Ontology annotation, biological process: mRNA 3'-end processing. Gene Ontology annotation, cellular component: RNA polymerase II, holoenzyme.